This is a messenger RNA of Dibothriocephalus latus, 237 nucleotides long. The record is from the annotation of a GenBank genome assembly. NCBI's taxonomy places the organism in Eukaryota, Metazoa, Platyhelminthes, Cestoda, Diphyllobothriidea, Diphyllobothriidae.
AUGAUUGCAGCUCUAGAAUCGGUCACUAAUCAGACGGAAGCGACCGAUGAGACGGAAAACCUUAUCCGACACCAGCUAUCAUACCUCCUUGCGGCUCAUCAACCGCGUAAAGUGCUCCCCAUGGUCGAACGCGCUGCACUUAGAGCCCUCAAGGCCGACCGGGACAUCAUCAUCGUGCCAGCCAACAAGGGACGUUCCACAAUCGUAUUGGACGGAAAAGACCCUUCGUAUCACUGA